Mercurialis annua (annual mercury) is the source of this 958-nucleotide messenger RNA. Its product is annotated as leucine-rich repeat extensin-like protein 6. The coding region runs from base 287 to 721 and encodes 144 amino acids. The record is from RefSeq and is a predicted model, not a curated record. The transcript has a single exon. Lineage: Eukaryota; Viridiplantae; Streptophyta; Magnoliopsida; Malpighiales; Euphorbiaceae.
CCAAGAAAAAGAUGCCACAUAAACAAGUCUAAUACUACAACUUUCCAUUCCCACAAAAGAAAUAAAACCAUACCCUAAAAUUCAUUUAAACCCAUCAAAGCUUAAUUACAUGCACCCAAUUUAAUCACAUACCAAAAAAAAUAAAAAUCAUUCAUCAUCACUACCCUUCACUUACAAUCAUAUACCCUAAUACCCAUAUAGUCAAAUCACCAAACUUGUUCAUCAAUAUAUUAAAUCUCAUCCUCAAGUUAAAUUUCUUAACCCAAACUAUAGUUUAUAUUUCAAAAUGUUAUUAAAGUCCAAUUCUUUAGACUUUAUGGUGCUACCAAAAAUAUUUCUUGUUAUUUUGAUGAUAAUUUCUUUUGCUGCUACACCAAUUCUUGGCUUGGAAUCAAGAAAACUUGAUGAUACUACACUGCCUUCUACACCAACUGAUGUGAAGUGUGCUCCUUGUGAUCCAUCACCUCCACCGCCACCACCGCCGUCACCGUGUCCUCCUCCACCUGCCUUGCCACCACCAGUGCUUCCACCGCCAUCUCCAAAGAAACCACCGUCAAGUUACUGCCCUCCACCACCACCGGCAUCUUUUAUUUACAUAACUGGUCCACCAGGUAAUUUGUAUCCUAUUGAUAGUGAUUUCGGUGGUGCUGGCAGAUCAACUGGGGUGUCUAAUUUGAUUGGAUGUGGUUUGUUAGGAAUUUUGCUAAUAAUUGGACUUUGAGAAAGUGCAUAAAUCAAGAUUCUAAAGGUUUAAAAAAGGAGAUUUAUUUUUUGUGUCUAGAAAUAUUUUAGUACUUUUUCUUGCUUUAUCUCCUAAUUGUUAAAUAAUUAAUCCAAAGUUACAGUCCUUUUAUUAUUGUUCUUGAUCCAAAUAACAAUCUUCAUUUUCAUGUAGAUGUUCAUAAUCUGAUUUUAUGUUCUAUUAACAUAUAUAUAAAUUACUCUGUCUUUUAUUUUA